AUGGCCACUUCUUCACAUUUACUCCUUUCUCUUCUCCUUUGCCUUUUCUUUCUCUCAACCCCAACUCUCUCCAGAAAAAUAAUUUUGAAACGUACUGCUCCUGCCUCAUCUCCUAGUGAAGAAACUCCAACAAUCUCACCUUCUCCCUCAGAAAUUCCAAAUCCAAGUACUGCUUCAUCACCUUCACCUGUAAAUGCACCAAUUAGCUCAAUUUCACCAUCUCCUCAAGAAGCUCCAAUUGUCAUCGUUUCACCUCCUCCUCAAAGUGGUGAUUCUCCUCGUCCUGCUCCUGUUCCUGCUCCUGCUCCUGUGCCUGAGCGCAUAUGUGGCCAUCAUCCUCAUGAGGGCCACCACUCAGGUCACGUCGGCCACCAUCGCCACCACACUAAAUGUAUUCACCACCGCCGCCGCCACCACCAUCACCAUGGUAAAGAAUCCCACCAUCAUGAACAUGAUCAACCACCUGUUCAAGAACCUGCACCUUCUGCACCAGUUUCUUCUCCUGAAGUUUCAGCUCAAGCUCCUGAAUCUGAAUGA
Messenger RNA from Nicotiana tabacum (common tobacco), 537 nucleotides. The record is from RefSeq and is a predicted model, not a curated record. NCBI's taxonomy places the organism in Eukaryota, Viridiplantae, Streptophyta, Magnoliopsida, Solanales, Solanaceae.